Ichthyophthirius multifiliis is the source of this 952-nucleotide messenger RNA. RefSeq names its product mitochondrial carrier protein, putative. Gene Ontology annotation, molecular function: ATP:ADP antiporter activity. Gene Ontology annotation, biological process: mitochondrial ADP transmembrane transport; mitochondrial ATP transmembrane transport. The record is from RefSeq and is a predicted model, not a curated record. Gene Ontology annotation, cellular component: mitochondrial inner membrane. The transcript has 2 exons. Lineage: Eukaryota; Ciliophora; Oligohymenophorea; Hymenostomatida.
AUGCAAAAUUUUUAAAAUGAGCAUUCAUACAAAAGAUUUAUAUUAGAUUUUUUAUCAGGAGGAGUCGCAGGGGCAAUAUCAAAAACAGUAGCUGCUCCAAUUGAGAGAGUAAAAUUGCUAAUGCAAACCGGAACAGAAAAUUUGAAAUUGACUCGCCCAUAUAAAAGCAUAGCAGAAUGUUUUACUAGAUGUAUAAAAGAAGAAGGAGUACUAUCAUUAUGGAGAGGUAAUAGUGUAAAUGUAAUAAGAUAUUUCCCAACACAGGCAUUAAAUUUUUCAUUUAAAGAAAAAUUUAAUUCCAUAUUUAAUCCUUUUGAUCCAAAAAAAUAAAAAAGUCUAUUUUUUUGGGGUUCAAUAUUAUCUGGAGGGUUAGCUGGUUGUGCAACCAUAUGCUUUGUCUACCCUUUAGACUUUACAAGAACUAGAUUAAGUGUAGACCUUGGGAGGUAAAAAAGUGAUCGUUAGUUUACAGGAAUAAUUGAUUGUAUGAAAAAAGUUUACAAAACAGAUGGCAUAAGAGGAACUUAUUAAGGAUUCGGAAUGUGCCUUUUCGGUAUUUUUGUUUAUAGAGGACUUUAUUUUGGAACAUAUGAUUCUGGUAAAUAAAUGCUUCUUCCUUUAGAUAAGAAAGAUAAUUUAAUAUGGAAGUUCUUUUUUGCACAGUCAGUUGUUAUUUUUAGUGAAACUGUUUCGUAUCCAACUGAUACAGUCAAAAGAAAAAUGAUGAUGUAAAGUGCAAGAGGAGGAUAAGUAUUAUAUAAAAACUCGAUCGACUGCUGUAUUUAAAUGUAUUAAAAAUUCGGAGUUAAAUCUUUUUACAUUGGAAACAUGUCUAAUAUUAUUAGAAGUUUUGGAUCAUCAUUGUGCUUAGUUCUUUAUGAUGAAAUUAGAGAAUAUUCACUUAAGUAUUGAUUUCUUUUUUUAUUUUUUUUUGGGAUUUGCUAGUAUUUUA